Messenger RNA from Nerophis lumbriciformis (worm pipefish), 10354 nucleotides. RefSeq names its product zinc finger protein 516-like. The record is from RefSeq and is a predicted model, not a curated record. NCBI's taxonomy places the organism in Eukaryota, Metazoa, Chordata, Actinopteri, Syngnathiformes, Syngnathidae. Gene Ontology annotation, biological process: regulation of DNA-templated transcription. Gene Ontology annotation, cellular component: nucleus. Gene Ontology annotation, molecular function: DNA-binding transcription factor activity, RNA polymerase II-specific; RNA polymerase II cis-regulatory region sequence-specific DNA binding.
GGAACCUGUACUCUUCCACAGCAUAAGGAGAGAGGAAUCCUCAUCACAUUAUAAUCACUCGCUCAUUUUUAUUUUUUUUACAAAGUGAGCUAAUGGCUUCACUGGGAGACACAUUAUAAUAUAUCUUCGCUAGAUCUGGACUCUGUCUUUUUUUUUUUUUUUUUAAAGGUGCACCUUUCUUUUUUCGCGUGUUGGAGCUCAACGGUAUUUCAACUGGUGGAUGAUCAAGAUGGCCCUGAAGCUGCUGAUACGUGUAGAAUGUGAAGAUGGUAGAGAGAGGCCAGUCAUAUGAAUGAAAAAGAGAAAGUGUGGGUUUAACGGUCUUGAUAUGGAGACGUCUUGAAACGAUACCUGGACAGAUUAUGAUUUCAUCAGAAACAACUUUGAAUAUAUAAUUCAUUUAGUUUGCUUGUUAAUGCAAACAUACCUGUCGUGGUACUAUGUUUUUUUUUAUUUUUCAUAGUACCACAAAUAUUGACAGUGAUAGAUGAAGAUGGCUGGAUGUCAUUGUUUUUUGUAGCAGUGCUAAAAGGGCUGCUGUGAUAACAGCCUUAUCUCUUGAUGACUGCAAGUAGAUGACAUUUUAAUGAAAACAAAGGCCUUCUAGACAUGCCUAAAUGUGUUCGUGCAGAUAGCAGUUUGAGAUUUUAGUUAAGAGUCGAGCUAUACAGGUUAGGUUCAGUCUGACGAUGAAUCCUAGUGUGGAGGUGAUGGACAUCCAAACAAGAAGUCAAAAGGAAAAAUUGACUCCAAUCAGAGCCAAUUCCAAAAAUGACCUGGAGAGUGAGGAUGACAAAAUCCCAGGGUCCUAUGACUGCAACAUUUGUGGACGCAGUUUCCCUUUCAUGAGCUCUCUGUCACAGCAUAUGAGACGCCAUACUGGUGCACGCCCUUAUAAAUGCCCCUACUGUGACCACAGGGCCUCUCAGAAGGGAAACCUUAAAGUUCACAUACGCAGCCACAAACUGGGCACGCUAUCUAGCCACCACUCCAAUGAUGACCAAGAGGGAGGAGCAGAGGAAGAAGAGUUGAGUGUUUCAGAGGGUUUUGAUGGAGGCACAAGUCCAACCAAAAGCACCUCUGCUUGUAACCGUAUGAUGAGUGGAGAUGGUGCUGAAGAUAGUCGGAGGAAAGUGCCUGUGAGGAGCUUGAAAAGAGAGAAAUCUGUAAGUGACCAGCAGCCUUACUGCUGUCGUCUUUGUGGCUAUGAGGCCCAGCGGGAGGACCAGCUCCUGAGUCACAUUGAAAAGGUCCACAUUACUGUCGACACAGAUGAGCAGACAAGUGUUAAGGAAGAAGCCGUGGUUGAACCCGAAGUUCUCCUGCCUCAGUGCGAUGGGACCUUUCCUUGUGAAACUUGUGGCCAGGUCUUCACUCAGGCCUGGUUCUUAAAGUCACAUAUGAAGAAACAUGCAGGAAUCUUGGACCAUUGCUGUCGCAUAUGUGGGAGACGAUUUCGCGAAGCUUGGUUUCUCAAGUCCCACAUGAAAACACACAACACAAGAUCACGAUCACGAGCAAAAUCAGAUUCUACUGAGCAUCCAGCCACCAUCAACGAUGUAGCCCAAGAUCCUGAAAUUGUCAGCUGUGUUGCAUCUGUCUAUCAAAUGUGCUCGAAAUGUGGGAACUUGUUUGAUAGCCGAGAGAGCUUGAGAGUCCAUGAUAAAGUCCACAGUCUCAGCUAUGGAAAGAAAUUGCAGGGCCGAUCACGACCCAGCGAUGAUGAGGACGCCCCAGCAGCGAAAAUAUGUUUACUUGACUACUUAUGCCUUCAGCCGUUUAGAGACAAUGCUGAGGAUGAUGUCAGUAAUAGGAUACUGGGUCAGCGAAUCCCUGAGCUUGAUCCAGUUUGCAGCCACCAAGCAUGGCAAUUAGCUACUAAAGGAAAGGUUGUGGAACCAGUAGAGUGCAACAAGACUUCCAGUGAUGGAGGAAGUAUUGGAGAAGAAGACCUUACUGCAGCUGCUGUAGUGUAUGAGAAGGAAAGAAGCAGUUAUGUCCUUCAAGGUCAGGAAAGACGCAGCUCAGUUCGCCGCAGCAGCUCUGUUUUGGGAAACCAUGUUUCAUCUGGAGAUCAGACACCAGAGAGCCUCAGUGAUUCUGAGUACCGACCUUCAUCUCGCCAGGAACGGAGACGACCAUCACAGGCUCAAGGUCCCGCCAAAUCCAAUGAGUGCUUCGAAUGUGGUAAGAAGUUUCGCAGUCGCCACAAGAUGAUUGUCCACCAGCGCGUCCAUAGAAAGGAUGGAGUCAGGACGUCCAUCGAAAACAAUGUGAGAACUGAGAAUAAAGACCAAUGGGGCUCAACCAGUGACCAAGAGUCAGGCUCCCCAAGCCGACCUUUCACCCCGGGGUAUGGAGACUCUCCACCAGCCUCCACUCUCAGAGACCAUGCAUCCGAAAUGGGAACCGCUAACUCAGGGGAACUUGCAGAUGGAAACCCUUACGUCUGUAGCCUGUGUGACUUUGUUACCACCGAGUCAGAAACGUACCUGGCUCAUGUGCGUGUCCAACAUCCAGCGUCCUCCGAAGAGAAAACCAGCCCCAUUCCCAGAGUCGCCCCUAAUGGUUAUCCCAAGUUGAAGAAAGCCCUCCUGCAGGGGCUGACAAUAGCAGAAUCCCCACCAGCUCACCCUUCAACUUGCUCCUCUCCACUGGAUCCUGUGGAUCUCUGUGUCAGAGCUGGGGGUCACAGGGGCAGAACCCCCGCAAACCUCGACAGGAAAAUCCUCCCAAACCACAAGUGUUCCUUCUGCUCCCAUUCAACUCUCUAUCCCGAGGUUCUGUGGAUGCACCAGACUAUUGCUCACCGCAUGACCAGUAGUAGUUCCAAUCUGGCACCGAAAUGGGCUCUGAAAAACAGCAACAAGGCGCCCAAAAACCGCUUGUUAUCCUCUGUAAGGCGUACUGGUCCCCCACCGGUCAUGGAGGGUAAGGAAUGUCCACCACUGCCGGCGCUAGCGCGUGUCCAACGCACACGGCCCCCAAUGCAGAUAAGCGAGGUACGAAAAAAACAAAAAACAAGUUCUCAUUCAGGUACAACACAACCAUCAUCCUCUACCCCCUCGCCUUUGCCGUCGAGAGCCUCCACAUCCGCCUCAAGAUCUCAAGCUGGGAAAGUCCCUCAGAAUCAACCUCCUCGCAUCAGACACAAAGUGACUAUAUCCUCGGGAGGAAGCUCACAAUCAUCCUUCAUCUCUGCAGAGAAGAGCCCCAGCACCAUUUCACGACCACCAGCCCCAUACCCCGAUUCUUCCACAGCUUCCAGGAGGGCAGACCAUUACGCGAUGCCACAGGAGGGACUGGGCUUCAUGCUUUCGAACAAGUAUAAUGGUCAAGCAGAGUACAACCGAGCUGGAGGCUCCUCUCAUCGGCCGCUCGCGAACUACCACAACGAGCAGCGUGCUAAUGCUUCAAGGCCUAGUACCAUCACUCAUAGCUCCACGAUGGGACACAACUAUGGAGCCUCACAGGCACAUGGCAGCAUGCUGCAGACUUAUUUAGGUUCAUCCUCCUUUCCCUCAAAACCUAAUGAAAAUGUGAAGCAGGAGCCAUUGACAGAGAUUCAAGAAAUACCAAACGACAUCCUCAGCUUCCUCAAAAACUACAGCCCCCAUGAUCUCGCUGCGCUUUACCACCGCUGGGGGGCCACUAAUGCACUUUUGGAUCCUACUGGGAUGCUGAGGUCUCUCAUGCAGCAGGGACAACAUUUCUGCCACGAGUGCGGGAAGAGUUUCAGUCAACCCAGCCACCUGCGCACACAUAUGAGGUCCCAUACAGGGGAGAGGCCUUUCUGCUGCCAGCUCUGCCCAUACAGAGCAUCUCAGAAAGGGAACCUGAAGACACAUGUCCAGAGUGUCCACCACUUGCCUUUUGACAACAACCAGUACCCAGACUCAAGGACCUUGUUAUCAAGCCCCGAGGAACGAGGAGCUUGUCAGACCACCACCGACGUCACGGGAGCAGCAAUAGGUCCUCACAUACAAUCCAGGCCAGUCAGGGACUCACACAUCUGACUACACCAUCAUUACUUUAAAAAUAUGAGGACUCGAGGAAAUUUGCAGUUUUCGGAUGACAAUUUUAAAUAUGUUCUUGCUUCGCCAUCCUUUAAUGAGGGUUUCCUAUAUUUUUUUGUAGUUUGAAGGAGCUGUUUUAGAAUAAAUACAUAGAAAAGGCUGCUCUACAAUACAGUACAACAAGUACAGUACAGUCCUGUACAAGUUAGGGUUUACACCCAUUUAUGUCUUAACGUGCAGUAAAAUGAAGUUUGCCAGCUCAACAAAUAAUAUGGGAAAAUGAAGACUGUGUUUAAUCUAUGUUUUUUUUCUAGGGUCCAUGACAAAACCCAUACUGUCCUAAUGGUAGUCCCAACAGAUAAAGAGUCCUACGGCUACUACUCGAGCAGCCGCAAACAUGCUUAAAAACGACUAGUGAUUAUUUGAUUAUCAAUGUAGUGGCCGAUAAAUGUUCUCUGGAUUGUAUAAUUGAUUAAUCGACUAAUCAUAGCAGCUAUAAAGAGUUUGUCUUCAGGGCUGGAAGCCAUUAAAAUGUCUGCGUGUGUGUGUGUGUGUGUGUGUGUGUGUGUGUGUGUGUGUGUGUGUGUGUGUGUGUGUGUGUGUGUGUGUGUGUGUGUGUGUGUGUCAGCAUGCACAAAUGUGUUAAAGUCACUUGGCUCCACUCUUUAAGUGCGGUCUUAGGAGUGACCACUCUGAGGGGGAAUGAUUAGAGGCAGGGAGGUGAGAUUAGUGAGAGAGAGAAAGAUGUGUCUGCACUAAUGCUCAUUAAAAAGAGUUGCGUUUUAAUAGCCAUUAUAAAUGAGUGUACCGUUUUUAUGGUCAUACAAUUAUUGUCAAUUGAAGAGGAAGGGGCUGAGUGCCGGCAGUUUCCAUCUAUAUAACUCCUUUAUAUUACUGAGCCUUUCCCACACUGACACUUUGACUUUGAUUUACGCUGCAAACCUGCAGUGGGAGCGGCAUGAAGUCUCAGAUAGAAAUUGCACAAAUUACAGUCCGGCUUGUGCACUUUUGGUGGCAAAUAUAAUUCUGUUAAUGUGCUAAAUGACACUAAGAUGUCAAAACGCACAGAUGUUCAAUAGUCAGAUUCAUUCUAGACUUCCCUUUUUACUCGAAAAAAAUUACAUAGAUUCACUGCAACCCCUUUUAAGAUUUAUGUACCAGACACAUUUUAGUUUCUUGGUUACUGUCUUAAAGGGGUACUGCAGUUUUUUUUUUUAAAUGUUUGCCUAUCUUUCACAAUCUUUACGUGAGACAAGAAAACAUAUGUCUUCCUUUUUUCAUCCAUUCUAACUAGUAAAUAAAUGUGAUCAUGAGAGCCAACAAACACAACAAAACAUCACUUACUGUACAAUGUCUUCUCUCACUGGGAUGCCGACUGAUGGGAUGCUCAUAUAUUCCUGUUUAGAUGAAGAAUGACUCAUAAUCCUCACAAAGAAAAAAAGUGGGGUGCAACUAAGCAUAUUUUCAUGUUUUUCUCACCAUUUCUGGGUCUAAGAUGCCAAAGUUGAACAACUUUACGGAUUAUGUCCUCAUUCUUCUACUAUCAAAGUGAGAGACAUUAUUUAUGAUCUACAAAAAACUUUCACAAGUUCCGAGACGAGAAAGCAGCUCACCAGCUGAUGAUGUAUGUCUGUGUUAGUGCUUAUAAUAAUAUCACUAAUACUUGGUUGGUAUUCAGGUCAUUGCUGGCGGUUUUUGGAUGGUUAUUUAGAAGGCGUUAUGGGUGAAAUAGACUCCAUUGUCAGUGGAUUUUUAUAUACAUCUGUCUUCUUGUCUCUCAUAAUGAUCAUGAACGAUAGGCAAAACUUUAAAAAGAGAAGUGCAGUUCUCCUUCGAUGUGGUCAACUACUUGAUCAGUGUGCACAGCACAUUAGCAUUGGACUCUGCAACUGAUCACCACAAUUGAAUACAACUCAAUACCCAGAAUAAAGUGGUUGUCGUUAUUGAAUGAUUUGUAGCUUAGGAUGCUAAGAGUUCUAAGAAAGUGCAGUCUGCGGUCAAAAAGUCAGGCCUGCAUGCCUUGUUGGUCCCAUAGCGGGACAUUUAACAAUGCAGCCUCAGGACUUUCCUCGACGAUACAACCUAGUAUUUUCACACCCAUUCUAUCCUUCAGCCAUGCCGCUAAAUAAUGACCUCGUAGCUGUUUUAGAGCACAUGUGUGCAUGUGGUUUUUUUCAACCUGGAAAUACGGUGGUACCUCAACUUACAAGUAUUUUGAGAGCUGUCUCCUGCCUUUAAGUUGUGAGCAUUCCUGGCGCUGGUAGUAUUUGUCCACAACCAGAGAGCGACACAAUCCUGCCCUCCAACCACCAGAACUGAAAAAGGGAGUGAAAAGGAAAGACACUCAUCAAAUCAGAAAAACAAAUCAAUUAAAAACUUGGGAUGUACGAUAUCAUCACAGUUUAAAGGCCACGGUACGGUAUUAUUGCGGUAUCUUCCAAAAAAAAAAGAAGAAUUGGUAAUAAUGCCAUCGUGUGUAAAAUGAAAUGGGAAGAUUGUUAACGAUAAACACACUUACUGUAAUUGAACACAAACAUAAUGCUCAAAUUAUCUAAUCAUAUGUUUUACUAUAAACAAGUAUUUUGAAGUGCAAAUAAUAGUGCUGUAACAUCCAGUGUUUCAAGUAACAAGCAAAUAUAAAAAUAUAGUUUGGUGUUUUCAAACUGACCGUGUAAACAUCCAGUGUAAGAAGUGUAAAACAAAAAUGUUCACCUUUAACUUACUGAGACCCCGAGAAUGCUGACAAUUUCACUUUUAACACAUUUUAAUACCUCACAAAUUGAUGUUUGGCCCCACUGGCUUGCUUAGUUUCACAUCAAGGAUAUUUUCCAGGUGAUGGUAAAUCAAGUGGCUUCUCAUAUUUCUAAUAUUACCCAACUUAUGUCUGCCAACUUUUCGUUGCAUGUCCGCGCUCCCACACGAUAUCACUCCAUGUCUAUACUCAUUUGUCAGAUUGAAGAGAGACAUGUUUCCUCCUUGAUCGUUUUUGUUCAUUGCAAAACCAAAAUGCAUUCAUACUUAUGAUUGAAACAACGAAGGAGGUUCCGACAGUUUUCCGCUCUGCACAGGGGAUCAUCGGAGAUUUACUGUGGUUUACUUCCCAGACCAGCCCAUUCAACAGCACCAGAAAAACAUACACUGAAGGGAGUGCUCCACGUUCUCGUUUGAUACCGUCACAUUCCAUGGGAAUUUUGAAACGGCAACGUACCGCACUACUUACAAUACAGUUACAUCUCUAUUAAAUCAUGUCCUACCAGGGGGGAGGUCCCCACAUCUGCGGUCCCCUCCAAGGUUUCUCAUUGUCAUCCCAUUGGGUUGAGUUUUUUCUUGCCCUGAUGUGGGAUCUGAGCCGAGGACGUCGUUGUGGCUUGUGCAGCCCUUUGAGACACUUGUGAUUUAGGGCUAUAUAAGUCAACUUUGAUUGGUUGAUUGAUACCGUGUAGCAGACUCGGCGAGAAAGCCUGACCGCAGCACCGCCAGUCCGCACCAUUCCGAAAGUAAAAGUCAGCCUGCACAUUUAUCAAGACAUUUAUCCAUGAGAAUAUCGAGAAGCUGCUGAGUAGUGUACACAACCCGCUUCAGUUCGUGUUCAAUUCAAACCGGACAAUCGAGCAGUAGCUUUGCUCACUGGGUCAAGUCGGUUGCUUUCAACUCUGACCUCUCCAGUCCGACAUGCAAAGACGUCCGUGUGCAACAUAAACAACAAUAACAAUUACUAUAUUUACAUGAUGGAGAAGAAGCCUGAAUGGCACGCCACAUUCGUCCCGUCCCCAAGUAAAUACUGUACAAUAUUAUUAUUUAAUAUUAAUUCAUAAAACUACUGUGCUACUUUCGACUGUAAUGUAAUGUGUUUUUCUUUUUCAGAAUCAGAACCAGAUUUAUUUGGCCAAGUAUACUUGCAUAUACAGGGAACUUGUCUUCGGUAGUUGUUAGCUCUCUAAACAUACAACAAAUAGACAAGUAUACAUUCACUGAGCAAGCAAGUACUUUUGAAAGGCAUGUUACAUAAAAAAAAUGGUGGUAUUGUGAGAGGGUCAAGUACGGAUGAAAUACAUUUAGGUUCAUUUCAAUGGGAGACAUUGAUUUGAGAUACGAGCAUUUUGAGUCAUAGAACCAAUCUAGCUCGUAAAUUGAGGUACCACUGUACUUAAUCAUUGGAAAAAAUUGUAAUUAGGAAAGGAUUACUAACAUCCACUCUGCAGCCUUUCUUCAACAUGUGUACUAGCCGGCAUCAUUUGCGUGUUAACUUGAAGAAGAGGGCUGGGCUAUAUGAGGAGUUUUUUUGUCUCUUUUACUUGGGUUUGUUUCCUCAACAACCCCAAAUUGUGUAAGCCAUGCAUCAACGCUUUGGGGGGAAGAAGAACAAAUUGUCAGGGAAUUUAAAUGUUUUUGCACGGGUGGACGAUGCAAAACUGUUAACAGAGAAUGAGACUAUAAGUCUGUUUUGAAACCUCAGUAGUUUUUAACGACCAAACAAUGGAUGUAAUACCAGCUUGUCGUUGAAAUAUGCAUACAAUAUUGUGUGCUUCAAUAUGCCUAAUGAUACACAAAUGUGUAUAUUGAAGUUGUGCAUUGGUGAAAAUACUUGAAAAUGGAUAUUCUAGCCUUGUAGUGUAGAGUAGUACUAAUACCCACGUUGUACAGAAUUCCCUUUAAGAUGAAUAAUAACCUCCUCGGUUAGGAAUUUGUACUCCGAAGUGUGACUUGGAAAAAAGUGUGCAGGCGGAGUGAGUGUAAUAUAAACGAUGUACGUGUAAUCCAAUCCUACCAAACCCUUUAUAUACAGCGGUAGAAACCAAAUGGCAUUUUUAGUGCACUUAGAAUAGGUUACUGCGUUUAACUUUGGGUUCAGUUCUAGCCAAGGUUACGUUGAGAACGUUUCUUUAACAGUGCCAGCUUAAUGUAAAUCUGGAAGCGUUUUGCAUAGAUUUUAAUGACAGUUUAGUUAUGUUUCCUCAAGGAAAGUUUGACAAGUGCUUAUUGUUCAUGAAGAUGUAAGAGCUUGUUUUUAGUCUCUAUUUGCUAAAUUGUAGAAUUUGUGUCAUUAACUCGCCGUGUCUGGCCUCCCACUGGGACUGUUUUUUUUUUCUUCUUUUGGGGGUUUAUCACUUAUUUUAAGUUGUAUUUUUUUCUGUCUGUGAGCUUUUUAUUUGUAAUCAACUUCAUGAUUAAUGUACCUUAGACGACCUUAUUAUUCCAAGUGUUUUGGUUGGAAUCUGUAUUUAUUAUCACUUCAAAAAGGACACAAGGACAGAGGCAGGACGGUUGUUUGGUAGUUUUGAUUUUUCUGGGUUACUAUUUUUUUGUUUUUUUUGUUUUUUUUACUGUGUCGUUUUAAAGCCAGCAAGCUGAAGUGAAAGCUCUACCUCGUCUGAGCCAUUCUCAGUUCUGUUACACUUUUGUAAAUCAUUUCAAAAACAUGUUAUGUCAUGUCCACAAUAAAGACACACAAAAUGGCAAGGUUUGGCACCGCGUCUCCUGGUUGUUUUGCUUCCGCGCCACUGUGACUGAACACGUCCACACUCAGAUUAAACAAGUUUCAGAUCUUACUCACCUAUCUGGUGGGAACUUUACCCAGAACCCCGCAGUGCACAUCACUGCAUACUCACAAAUGACAUAUCUUGUACUCUGCUUUGUUGCUCACAAUUGGCUUCUUGUUGCCAUUACCACUCACUGUCAACAGCUGAACACACGUCAACAAGCCAUGACUUCAAAAAAAAAGAAAAAAAAAAGCACUGAAAGAACAACAACUGCAACCUUUUCUUGUAUUGCCCCCCACAUUUUUUAAUCAGUCUAAAAUUGGCAUGAGAGCUGAUGUCAUACUCAGGCUUUUUGUGGCCAUAAACAACAUUUAUUUUUUUAGACCAGUUGAUCUGCUGUCUCCCUUUUCUGCUAUGUAGGUUAUCAGGUGACCACGGAUCAGCCUCCACAGAGGACGCGUUAGCUGUUCCAAGUCGGGACCUGUGGUGGAUCAGUUGGUGACGUCUCUGCGCCCGACUUGUCUCCAUUCAAGGUGAACUGUAUCCACUCCGCAUCCAUUGCACCGGUCACCCAAGCCACAACCAGGAUGUCGUUGUGGCUUGUGCAGCCCUUUGAGACAUUUGUGAUUAAGGGUUAUAUAAGUCAACUUUGAUUGAUAGUUUGAGGCCUUUCGGUCCUUCGUAUCCAAUUAGGUUCAUUAGAUCUUCUAAGAAUUAUGUCAUAUUUAUUCUUAUAGCCAGACUUGUGACAAGGCUACAACUGUGUUUUGAAAAAUGCAUCAGUUUUUUCAAAAUAAAAAUAAGUGCAUUUUUUUCAAGUGAAAUGUAAGUAUAAUUCAGUCUGGUAUUUGUUUCAAA